AUGGAAAAAAUGCCAAUUGUUAUUCUUUUAAUUUUAAUUGCAAAUGCUACUGUCGGUGUAGUUCAAGAAACUAAUGCUGAAAAGGCUAUCGAGGCUUUAAAAGAAUAUUCACCUGAUGAAGCAAAAGUUUUACGUGGUGGUCAUCACUUUAAAAUUCAUUCGCCUGAACUUGUCCCUGGUGAUAUUAUUGAUAUUUCUGUGGGUGAUAAAAUUCCUGCUGAUGCUCGUUUAUUAAAAAUUAGCUCUUCCACCUUUCGUGUUGAUCAAUCUCUAUUAACCGGUGAAAAUGUCAGUGUUAACAAAAUCACUGAAGCAAUCAACGAUCCAAACGCUGGGACCACAGUCGUAUUAGGAAAAGGCCGUGCAAUAGUAGUUCAGACAGGGUCGAGUACCGCAAUAGGAGAUAUUCACAAAAGUAUUACAACUCAGAUAUCUGAAAAAACUCCUUUAAAACGUGCUAUUUAUUAUUUCAAAAUUGCUGUUGCAUUAGCUGUUGCUGCAAUACCUGAAGGAUUGGCUGUAGUUAUUACUACUUGUUUGGCUUUGGGUACCAAAAAAAUGGCAAAAAAGAAUGCUAUUGUUCGUUCUCUUCCAUCCGUAGAAACAUUAGGUUGCACCAGUAUUAUAUGUUCCGAUAAAACUGGUACUCUUACUACAAAUCGUAUGAAAUAUCAUGUUGAGGGUUCAAGUUAUGCUCCACAUGGUGAUAUUUUGUAA
Messenger RNA from Entrophospora sp. SA101, 717 nucleotides. Lineage: Eukaryota; Fungi; Glomeromycota; Glomeromycetes; Entrophosporales; Entrophosporaceae. The record is from the annotation of a GenBank genome assembly.